AUGCCGUGGCGACUGCCAGGCUCGAUCCGAUCUCUGCUGCUCACCUCGCGGCGCCAUUACGUCCCUCCGAGCUGCUCCGCCUCAUUGCCUUCACCGCUGCGCAUUCUCUUAUGUGGAUCAGAUGACUUCAGUAUCGCAUCCUUGCGUGCUGUCGUGGACGCGAAGCGUCGGGUUCCCCAGCUUAUAGAUAGCGUACAGGUGCUCCAUCGCGCAGCCAAGCCCACUGGAAGAGGACUGAAGACGUUGAGAGAAGUACCUAUCAAACAGGUAGCUGUCGAAGAGCUCAGCCUAUCCACCCAUGCACUUGAUACAUUCACGGGUUGGACACCACCCGCCCCCGUAGACCUCAUCAUCGCCGUAUCCUUUGGCCUUUUCGUGCCUCCUCGCAUCCUCGCCCUUUCUCGCUAUGGCGGCAUAAAUGUCCACCCAUCACUGCUCCCUGACUUGCGCGGGCCAGCUCCAAUCGAGCAUACCAUCCUAAAGCAGAGAAAAUAUACGGGUGUCUCCAUCCAAACGCUCCACCCACAGCACUUCGAUCAGGGUACUAUUCUCGCCCAAACACCAGCCCCAGGCAUUCCAGUUCCCCCAGGCAUCACAUCACAGAAGCUGGAGAAACAACUGGCGGACGUGGGAGCACAAAUGCUUGUAGACGUGCUCGAAUCGCGAAAAUUCAUACCACCGAUCACGGAUGCCGGAUGGUUCGCUCAAUCUGGCUGCCCUACCGACCACGCGCCAAAAAUCACAAAGGCUGACCGGUUCGUCGAUUUUGAGACAGACACCAUGGCAGCCGUUCUUGCCAAACACCAGGCGCUCGGCGAUCCAUGGUGCGUGCUGCCCAACGGCCAUCGCCUGAUACUGCACGACGUCAUUGACACGGCAACGGCCGAUCGUUCCGACCGCAAACCCGGCCUGUUUAUAGAGCCGAAUACAAAACAACCUAUGAUCCAGCUUGCCUGCGGAAAAAUAGCCACCCUAGUAAAGAGCACAUAUGAAGGGAGCAAGCAUGGCCAUGGCAAUGCAAAGCUGGUUCGCAUACUAGCUGACGGAUGA
Bipolaris sorokiniana ND90Pr is the source of this 1050-nucleotide messenger RNA. RefSeq lists its product as uncharacterized. Gene Ontology annotation, molecular function: methionyl-tRNA formyltransferase activity. Gene Ontology annotation, cellular component: mitochondrion. The coding region runs from base 1 to 1050 and encodes 349 amino acids. The record is from RefSeq and is a predicted model, not a curated record. Gene Ontology annotation, biological process: biosynthetic process; conversion of methionyl-tRNA to N-formyl-methionyl-tRNA. The transcript is spliced from 2 exons. Lineage: Eukaryota; Fungi; Ascomycota; Dothideomycetes; Pleosporales; Pleosporaceae.